Oncorhynchus nerka (sockeye salmon) is the source of this 3746-nucleotide messenger RNA. RefSeq names its product protein O-linked-mannose beta-1,4-N-acetylglucosaminyltransferase 2-like. Lineage: Eukaryota; Metazoa; Chordata; Actinopteri; Salmoniformes; Salmonidae. The record is from RefSeq and is a predicted model, not a curated record. The transcript has 2 exons. Gene Ontology annotation, biological process: protein O-linked glycosylation via mannose. Gene Ontology annotation, cellular component: endoplasmic reticulum. Gene Ontology annotation, molecular function: protein O-acetylglucosaminyltransferase activity; protein binding. Bases 362 to 2137 code for a protein of 591 amino acids.
UGACUUUGCAGUGGGUGGAGACAAGAUAGCAAGUUGAAUCGAAAUCUCAUUUUUGACAGCUAACAAAAAAAAUACUGUGUAACUUUAAACUUCAAUGAAUGCGUUGGUAUUUCGUACAGUUGCACCUACAUUGAGGCAUAUCGUUAAGGAGGUUCAUUCUAUCACGUCAAGCCUCUGGAAGGUUUCUGCGGAGAGUAUGCUCUGGAGCUUGUAAUGCUGCCUUAGCUGAAACGUUUCAGCUGCAGUGAAGAAAAGAAAAUACCUUUCCGUUUUAUCGAAACUCCCCGGUGUAUCGGCGCCUGGCUAGCGGGAGUCGAAGCAUGUUUGUGAGGUCAGAGAUCAAAUUGGACGUGGAGCUGUGAUGCGUGCGGCGAGCUGCAGGAUGAACGUGGCGGCGAUACUGAACGGCCUGCUGGUGUCGGUGGUGGCAGCACUGCUCUGGAAGUACGUGAGGCUAAGCGAGCACGCUGCAGUACUGGAGGAGGAGCUGCAGCUGACCCGCCAGUCCCAGGAGUUGUCCCAGGCCCGGAUAGACUACCACGCUGCUCUGCUGGCACUCCAGGAGUAUGGCACCCGUAUGGUCUGCACCGGAAAGAUGCACACUGAUCGCAUCUGCCGCUUCGACUACCUGUGCUACUGCACCGAGGCCGAAGAGUUUGUCUUCUUCCACAGCAACUCCUCCUUCAUGCUGCCCAACCUGGGGCCCCGGCGAUUCCAGCCAGCCCUGCUGGACCUGUCCUCUGUAGAGGAUCACAACACCCAGUACUUCAACUUCCUGGAGCUGCCCGCAGCUGCCCUCAAGUUCAUGCCCAAGCCUGUGUUCAUCCCUGACGUCACCCUCAUCCUCAACCGGUUCAAUCCGGAUAACCUGAUGCACGUGUUCCACGAUGACCUGCUGCCCAUCUUCUACACCAUGCGGCAGUACUCGGACCUGGACGAUGAGGCCCGCCUGGUCUUCAUGGAGGGCUGGGGUGAGGGCGCACACUUUGACCUCUACCGCCUGCUGAGCAGCAAGCAGCCACUUCUCAAAGAACAGCUGAGGAACUUUGGCAAACUUAUGUGCUUCACAAAGUCCUACGUGGGCUUGUCCAAGAUGACCACAUGGUACCAGUACGGCUUUGUCCAGCCACAGGGCCCCAAAGCCAACAUCCUGGUCUCUGGGAACGAGAUCCGGCAGUUUGCCUCAUCGCUGAUGGAGAAGCUCAAUAUCACCACGCGAGGAGAGAAGGAGAGCGCAGCGGAGGAAAAUAACGAGUACAUCGUAGUGUUCAGUCGCUCCAUCAACAGACUCAUCCUGAAUGAAGCGGAGCUGAUCCUGGCGUUAGCGCAGGAGUUCCAGAUGAGAGCGGUGACGGUGUCUCUGGAGGAGCAGACCUUCCCCAGUAUCAUCAAGGUCAUCAGCGGGGCCUCCAUAUUGGUCAGCAUGCACGGGGCCCAGCUGGUCUCCUCUCUCUUCCUCUCCCGGGGGGCCGUCGUAGUGGAGCUCUUCCCCUAUGCGGUCAACCCAGAGCAGUACACCCCUUACAAAACCCUGGCCUCUCUACCAGGCAUGGACCUGCAGUAUGUGGCCUGGAGGAACAUGGUGGAGGAGAACUCUGUGGCCUACCCAGAGAGGCCCUGGGAGCAGGGAGGUAUAGCCCACCUGGAUAAGGAAGACCAGGAGCACAUCCUGGCCAGUAAGGAAGUGCCCAGACACCUGUGUUGCCGCAACCCAGAGUGGCUCUAUCGCAUCUACCAGGACACCAUAGUGGACAUCCCUUCUUUACUAGAGGCUCUCAGAGCGACAGUGAAAACCAGGCCCAACCUGAAGAAGGCCAAGCCUGCCAGCACGGUCCACCCAGGCCAGGUCAGAGAGCCCCAGUGCCAGACGUCGGUCCAGGCCACCAACGAGGCCAUGCUGACUGUGUCGUGGCAAAUCCCCUGGAACCUCAAGUACCUGAAAGUCAGGGAGGUGAAGUACGAAGUGUGGAUCCAGGAGCAAGGAGAGAACACGUACAUGCCUUAUAUUCUCCCCCACCAGAACUAUACCUUCUCUGAAAACAUCAAACCCUUUACGACGUACCUGGUGUGGGUGCGCUGCAUCUUUAACAAAAACCUCCUGGGGCCCUUUGCAGAUGUACUCACGUGCAGGACAUAAUUUGAGUUGAUAUUUACAGUUUCGAGAAUGUGACUGCUUGUUCCAGAUGAUCAGAUGUUGGGGCUUUGGAUUAUUGAAGGUGAUGCUAGAAAGGUUCUGUAUAAUUUCAGCCAGUAGUUUUGAAAGUAGCGCUCACGAGACAAAAUGGGUCCCGGAAAAUGGUGCACAAUUGUAUACGACGUCAUUCAUUUUGUAUGACAUGUUACGUCCUGCACGAUAAAUGUAUGUUUCCUGCAAUUCGUAUGAUAUGUUAUGAAUUUGCAAGUGCUUUGAAUGGGAUCUUAAUCUCUUUUUAAAAGGAACUUCUGUGAUUGAGGAUUGUCUCCGAUUUGAGGAUAGUUGAUAUGAUGUAAUCUGUAUCUAGGAUGAGAGACUGUGCUGUUUGAUGAGACAACCAUGUCCUCACACAGAGGAGAGUGAAAUGCAGUAGAAAUUCAAUGGAAUUUAGCAUUGGACUAGGGAAUACAUGAGUCACGAUUUAAGGAUGCAUUGUCUGUACCUGGAGAAAGUGCUAUACAACAUGUAUUUUUGAGAUAUAGGAAUUUCUUUAAUAUACUUAUUUAUGAGCAAAAAUGUAUAGUAUAAAUUCAUGUAUGUUUUUUUUAUUAGUCUUAAACACUGAACCUAUCUAUCUAUACCUGUACUUAUUUGAGUGUGUAAUGUAGGUUUUCAGCAAAGCCCAGGUGGGACUUUAGGAUGACUUGGUCUUGGUUUCAUACUUGAUUGGUUUGUGAUUUGUUAUACAGUUAUCUGAUAAAUCACACCUUUGUGGCUUAGCCUACCCUCCUGCACAAAGUUGUAGCUUUGUCAUGUUGUCUUUCUAAUUGGCAAUUUACAUAAUUGCAGAAUGUUGCCAAAUCCUUAAAGGGAUACUGUGAGAUUCUGGCAAUUGUCUACUUACCCAGAGUCAAAUGAACUCGUGGGUACCAUAUUUAUGCCUCUGCGUGCAGUAUGAAGGAAGUUAGAAGUAAUUUUGCGAGCCAAUCCUAACUAGCAUUAGCACAAUGACUGGAAGUCUAUGGGCAUCUGCUAGCUGGGUAUCUGCUUCAGGCCUGGGAAAUUCCAGUCCUCGGGGACCUGAUUGGUGUCAACACUUUUCCCCGAUCCCUAGCAAACACACCUGAUUUAAACUAAUUGGGUUUUUAACUGAAGCUCAUGAUUAGUUAACUAUUGGUGUCAGGUGUGUUAGCUGGGGCAAAAGUGUGACACCAAUCAGGCCCCUGAGGACUGGAGUUGCCCAGACCUGCUUGCUGCAGGUACCCAUACACUUCCAGUCAUUGUGCUAACACUAGUAGCGCUAGCAACUUCCUUCAAACCACACGCAGAGACAUAAAAAGGGUAUCUAUGAGAUCAUCUGACCCUGAGGAAGUAGAUAAAGGUCUUCAUUGCCAAAAUCCCAAAGUAUUCCUUUAAGAGAAACCAAAGUGAAUUUGAAAAUAUGGUCACCAGUCUACAGUACCAUUAAGUAUGAUAUUAGUUGUGAUUUGGAUUAUCUUGUGCUUCAUUGAGGCUUUAAUAUUUGCCAUUUACCGUUUUGAACUAUUGUGACCCAUGGAUAAUAAAUUCUUCCCAUUUGAGAUAUUAAUUCAGGGCAGAUAAAACUUUCAAA